This is a messenger RNA of Lucilia sericata (common green bottle fly), 761 nucleotides long. RefSeq lists its product as uncharacterized. Bases 86 to 568 code for a protein of 160 amino acids. The transcript is spliced from 5 exons. The record is from RefSeq and is a predicted model, not a curated record. NCBI's taxonomy places the organism in Eukaryota, Metazoa, Arthropoda, Insecta, Diptera, Calliphoridae.
UCGUGAAACGUACAAGAGUAACAAACCAGCUAGCUCACUUAACAAUUCUUACUGUUAAAUAAAAUAAUAAUAUUCUUUAAACAAAAUGAAAGUAUUGUAUCUAGUGUCAGUAUUCAUAUACAUUGCCGCUGUUAUGGGCAUGCCACAAAAGGUAUCCUUAACGCCUUUAUCUUCUGAAGAAGAUUUUGGUUCAGUGAGGGGUGGCUCUUUACAAAAUCUUGCCUCCAUUCAUGAUCGUUAUCCCAUCUAUGUGCUUGGACCCUAUCACAGUGAAGAUCGCCAAAGGCCUAAUUUAAAUGCUUUACGAGCUUACAUUAAUAAUUUAAAUGCGGAUUCAAUAAUGUUAAGAAAACUCUUGCUAUCGAAAUUAGUUGCUCAAUGUGCGAAUCAAAAUCAAAAAAAUAACAAUCAUUUAUGUAGUCAUAUUUUCGAUAAUGAUAAUAGUAAUGUCUAUUUCACAGUUUCUCCUGAACUUCAAUUAUCGAAUGAAUCGUCCAAGAUCAAGAAGAAUUUCGAUGAAAUCGACAAAACCUCUGCCAGUUUCAGCACUCUCAAUCAACUGAUAUAAAGGAUAAAAAUGCCCUCUAAGGAAGGACAUGUUUCAAAAAAUGUUAAUGCGGAAUUUGGAUCAAGCAGCUCUCGAGUACAUUAAUCGAAUCUGGUGUAUUGUAAUAUUACGAAACUAUACUUUAUGUUAAUUAUAAUUUUCUUAUACAAAGUACUUAUUAUAUUUAGAAAAAAUAAAAAAUUGAAUACAAAUU